GAAUGGGACUCGGGCCGCUCGGACGCGGCGCGAUCGCACGUUGGCGUGGAGUGGAUUGGAGAUUGGAGCUUGGAGGCUCCACGUCCAACAUUUUUCCAAUAUUCCAACAUUCCAACUUGGAACCGCGUGAUGUAACGUGUAAACGCUACGUGCGUACUAUGCUGAGGAGUGAGGCAGAGGCAUAUUGACGCGACGCGGUUGACGCCGGCGACACGACGGACGACGGGGCACGGGACUGACGGGUGAAUCGGUCAUCACUACGAGCAUGGUGCGCGGCGUGCGCGUACGGGCGUCAUGAACGGGAUCUCGCCCUCGCGGUCGUAGAGUGUCGACAGUGUCGUCUGAGGAGAUCGGCGAUCGCUUCCUCUCGGUGGCCGGUGGAUGGUGGAUAUGCACCGCUACCGCCGCCUGUCCUGUCUCGCGCGCUGUGCCGUCGACGAUGAUGCGAUGACGAGUAAAACGACGACGACGACGACGAUGAUGCCACGCGACAUCGGCGACAUUCGCCGACAGUGAGAUCGGCGAUGCGGAUGACAGCAACGACGACGACGACGACGACGACGACGACGACGACGAUGCCGCGAGUGCAGAGCAACGAUCGUGCCCGACGUGGAAUCUGAAUCGUACAACGUACAUACGGUGUUCGCACCCUUUUUCGCGUCCCGCGUUCUCUGCGUUUUCCUUCGCCUCUCCGCGCGAUCGAGACCUCGCCGUCGAGGCGCCGGCUGAGACGGAGCGGUCCCGGGCGCAAUGGCAGCUCACAAGACGGGCGGGCAGAGCGCCCGUAAGAAAGUACAGGUGUCUAUGGUUAUAAGAGAUGAGGUGGAGAAGCAGCACAGGGCAGGCGUCAAUUCCUUGCAGUAUGAUCCAGCUCUGCACAGGCUAUAUUCCGCUGGUAGAGAUAGCAUCAUAAGGAUAUGGAAUUGCAGGAACAUGAAGGAGCCAUAUAUCCAAUCUAUGGAACAUCAUACGGAUUGGGUUAACGACAUAGUGCUAUGUUGUAGUGGCAAAAAUCUUAUAUCUGCAAGUUCCGACACCACUGUCAAGGUAUGGAAUGCGCAUAAAGGUUUCUGUAUGUCCACUCUGCGCACUCAUAAGGACUACGUCAAAGCAUUAGCGUAUGCCAAAGAUAGAGAACAAGUUGCUAGUGCAGGUCUGGACAAGUCGAUAUUUUUGUGGGAUGUUAAUACAUUGACUGCUCUUACUGCGAGCAAUAAUACAGUCACAACGUCGUCCCUCAGUGGAAAUAGAGACUCUAUAUACAGCCUUGCUAUGAAUCAGAUUGGCACGAUUAUCGUGAGUGGUAGCACGGAGAAAGUUCUUCGAGUGUGGGAUCCACGAUUUUGUAGUAAACUCAUGAAACUUCGUGGCCACGCGGACAAUAUUAAAGCAUUAGUUCUGAAUAGGGACGGGACGCAGUGCUUAUCAGCGAGUUCCGAUGGUACUAUUAAAUUAUGGUCACUUGGCCAACAAAGAUGUGUGCAAACAUUUAGAGUUCACAAAGAAGGCGUAUGGGCGUUAUUGGCAACGGAUAAUUUUAGCCAUGUAAUAUCUGGAGGCAGGGAUAAGAGAGUUGUAAUGACAGAAUUAAGUUACGCAGAGAGAUAUACAGUUAUUUGCGAAGAAAAGGCACCUAUACUCAAGAUGGCUAUGACGCCAGAUCAAUCUAGUAUUUGGGUUGCCACCAGCGAAUCAACCAUUAACAAUUGGCCAAUAAGCCAAAAAGAUUGGCAAGAGUUAGGAAUUGGAGAUUGUUGCGAUACCGCAAGUAAUGUAUCGGGCAAUAUUUUAAAAAACAUCGAACCUGCACAGAAAAUACUGGGUGGUCCUGCUAUAAGACAUUAUAAUAUAUUAAAUGAUAAAAGACACGUGUUAACAAAGGAUACGGAAGAAAAUGUUGCGCUAUAUGACGUAUUAAAGGCAUGUAAAAUAGAAGAUUUAGGCAGAGUCGAUUUUGAGCAGGAGUGUAAAAAGAGAAAUAAAAUGGUGUAUGUUCCAAACUGGUUUAACGUCGAUCUCAAAACAGGGAUGUUAACUAUACAUUUAGGGCAAGACGAAAACGAUUGCUUCUCUGCAUGGGUUUCCGCCAAAGAGACCGGUUUAGCGGAGAACGAUGCUGUAGAUCAAAAAGUAAAUUAUGGGAACCUCCUGUUGCAAGCGUUACUCGAACACUGGUGGAGACCGUUACACGCUGAUGACGAGAAUGAGGGUAAUGGCAAUGAUGGAAACGGGCCUAUGCACACGAGAGGAGGAAAUCCAUACUUCUCAGUUCCUAGUCAUACACCUGUCAUUUUCAGCGAAGUGGGAGGUAGGACCAUCUACCGAUUAUUGGUUCGAGAUGCCGCGGGAGAAACUGAGGGUGUCCUAUUGAACGAGACUGUACCGCCAUGGGUGGUGAAUAUCGUCGUGGAUAAGAAUCUUCCGCAAUUCAUUAAAAUACCUUUUUAUCUUCUUCCACAUGCCUCUUCAGGUGUAAAGAGUUUGAAAAAGGAUCGUUUGAUAGCAAAUGAUUUUAUACAAGUGCGUAAAGUGGCCGAACAUGUUUACGAUAAAGUGCUCGGUGCAGGAAGCGACUCAGGUUCAGUGGCUGGCGGUGGAAAUACAGUUUCCAGCGGGUCUCCGGCAGGCGAUAGGACCAACACAGAUUCCACGGCUGAUACGUCUUCGCUGGCCGAGGAAAAAGUUGAACUCUUAUGUAACGAUCAGGUCUUGGAUCCUUCAAUGGAUUUGAGAACGGUUAGACAUUUUAUCUGGAAAAGUUCGGCGGAUUUAACACUUCAUUAUCGUCCUGUUAAAUAGUUGGGAUUAACUACCGUGCAUCAUGAAUCUUUACAGUGUGCCUGGUUUUAUACCAUGAAUAGUGGAAAAUACAUGGGCUACUUGCAGAAUAUGGUACCUUGUACCACCUUCUUCUUAGGAAAUGAUCACCUGGAUUUAACGAAUGUUUCACGUGACGUUGAAGCGGGAGCGAAAGAAAGCGAGGCGUAUUUGGAGUAUUAGAGAACAUUUAGUUCCAAGGCAAUAAUGUGUAAAAGUAUUAAUGUAACGUGCUCACUUUUAUACACUUGCAUCCUGCGGCCAAAUUCACACAACGGGGAGCAUUACUCGAUUAAUCUGCUUGAGAAUAUCAUGCUUUUUGUACCUGGAUAUAGAAUUUAAAGUGCUUGUUGUCAGCCAUAUACCGUCUUCCCACCUCAAAAAGUAUCAAUAAGAACGCAACAAAGCACAAAUGCAACAAAGAAAAGGGGAAUAGACCGCAUGGCAGAGAAACGUGUUGGUUCUGUUAGGUCUAAUGUGGACCCAGGUGAUCCUCACAAAUGCUUUUUAAAUUUCCUUUAUUAAUUUUAUUUUAGCGGUAUUUCGUACGCGGUAGGAUCGUCUUCUUUUAGUAUUGUAAUAAAAAGUAUUGAAUAUAUUUAUUGAGGGUAUAAGAAAUUAUACACGGCGUUUUGUUAUAUGCAUGCAUGCAAAAUGUGUACUCCACACCUGCCUUGUUAUAUUAGAGAGCAAGAAAAACAUAUACAUAAAAGAGAGAGGAGAGAUAUGUCAAUUUAUCAUUAAUCAAAUUAUAUUUGAAUAGCCAAAUUAGACAAGUUCAAUAUUUCCUAUUGUUCAUAUAGGAAAUAAGAGAAUGUAUUUGUCUGCAAUGUAAUAAGAUCAAAUUCUGUCCUGACCUCGAAGGUAAUAAAAUAUAAAUGUGGGAUAUAUAUGCAUGUUUAACACACACACACACACACCAAAAAUUAAAUUUUGUAAGAUAUAAAUACCAUUGAUAAUAUAAUUAUUAUCAAAGAAUAUAUACAGUAUUCAACAGAAUUUGAUCUUUGAAAAGAUUUAUGAUGAAUAAAAAUGUAGUUGUUUUUAAGUUAACAUUCAAUUUUUUAAAUUAUUAUAAUCUGUACAUACGAACACGACUGUGGAUACUGUCCAUUAAUAAUAAUAGUAUGCUGUGUGAAUAAAAAUUUAACAGAUCUUCGUGUGCAAACAACUCUGAGCCAAUA
Temnothorax curvispinosus is the source of this 4001-nucleotide messenger RNA. RefSeq names its product WD repeat-containing protein 48. The coding region runs from base 751 to 2799 and encodes 682 amino acids. The transcript has 12 exons. NCBI's taxonomy places the organism in Eukaryota, Metazoa, Arthropoda, Insecta, Hymenoptera, Formicidae. Gene Ontology annotation, biological process: double-strand break repair via homologous recombination; protein deubiquitination. Gene Ontology annotation, molecular function: ubiquitin binding. The record is from RefSeq and is a predicted model, not a curated record.